AUGUCGACGAAAAAUGUGCAAUCUUCUAAAUGGCCUGCUGACUUGUAUAUCUUCCAGUUUCGUCUGACUCAACGACCCGCUCUGAUCACCCCCGUGGCCUGCAACGGCAGCUUAACCGGCCCGGACGACCCGAACGGCUCUCAAUACACGCCUUGCAGCAAGACUGACGGCCCCGAGGGCAGCCCGACGGAGCUCUAUGCGUGGAUUGAUGCGAAGACGUACGAGUUGGGAUUUCUGUACUAUGUCUACACGCCUCCUGGACACGACUACCUGUACUUGGGCGAGAAGACGGUAUAUGCUGCGACGGGGCCUGACGCUGAGAAACAGGCCAGUGCCUUCUCGGUGAUGGAGUCUUCUCACCGUGACGAAGCUCGGCAUUGA
Dissoconium aciculare CBS 342.82 is the source of this 381-nucleotide messenger RNA. RefSeq lists its product as uncharacterized. The record is from RefSeq and is a predicted model, not a curated record. The transcript has a single exon. The coding region runs from base 1 to 381 and encodes 126 amino acids. Lineage: Eukaryota; Fungi; Ascomycota; Dothideomycetes; Mycosphaerellales; Dissoconiaceae.